This is a messenger RNA of Rhagoletis zephyria (snowberry fruit fly), 619 nucleotides long. Its product is annotated as A-agglutinin anchorage subunit-like. NCBI's taxonomy places the organism in Eukaryota, Metazoa, Arthropoda, Insecta, Diptera, Tephritidae. The record is from RefSeq and is a predicted model, not a curated record.
AUGAAGUCAAAAACAACAAUAAAGCGUGGCUCCACUUUUUCACCAAUCGCCUCAUCUUCUAUUUCAUCAACGUCAUCGCCAUCCGCUUCUGCAAUCGCAUCAUCAGCAUCAUCAUCUUCGUCUUCAUCGGCGGCAUUAAAAACGGCGCUCUUGAAUGCUGCCACGGCUGCAGCAGCAGCAGCAACAGCAGCGGCUACCUCCUCUUCCUCGCCUACAUCUUCGCCAACUCUGCUGCCAUCAUCGCCGGAGGCGACACUCCUCAGUCAACGCGAUAUCUUCAAUAGGCGGCGGCGUAAAGUACGCAUUAGCAUACCGCGAAUUGUGUUAAUGGACGCAGAGACGGGUGUAGAAGCAACAACACCAACUGCAGGAGUGGGUGUGGGAGUGGGAGUGGGAGUGACAGUAGCAGCAGCGGCGGAAGAAAGUGUUUGCAACAAUAACAAUAAUAACUACAACAAUACUAAUACACUAACAACUAUAAAUGAUAUUGCCACUACUAAUACCAAUACAACAACAACAAGCAAUACUGAUACCGCUGUUAGUAAUGCAGCAUUCUCUUCAACUACACCAACUAUUGUUACUACUUCUACAAUAACAAAAACAACAACAACAACUGCAU